CAAAAAGUACCCAAAGUCUAAUUAAAAUUAAAGUAGCUGAAGGGUAGCUAAAAGCUUAAAGUAACAAAAGAUGAGAUAAAACUUGCAGAAUGGUAACUUAAGGUAGCAAAAUACUGGCUAAAAGCUAAAGCAGCUGAGCAGUAGCAAAGGCAUAGCUAGAAGCUAAAUUUAGCAGACUGGUAGCUUAAAGCUAAAAGAAGUAAAAUAGUAGCUAAAAAUAGCAGAGCAUUAGCUAAAUGUUAGUAGCAUAAGAGCAGAAAUCCUGUCAGUAAAGCUUUCUGUCCUCGUUCGUUUCAACAGCUCUGCACCAAACUUCAUUCAAAAAUCAUCUGUUUUAACAGUAAAGCAAGGAUAAAAGAUCUUUACAGCUAAAGUCUGAUCUUUGCUUGAAUUGAUGAAACAUAAAGGAGUCCGUUUCGGGGAGCUGUUUUAAGGCCUGCAGCUGAGUAAUUAAUGGCGCAGUAAACAGCUUAGUGAGUCUGAGCCGUCACAAGACCGCUGUCAGCAGACCGUCCUGCCUGCUGUCCUCAUGUCUCCCAUUAAAACCCUGAAGGAUAAUUCAGUUAAAGUGUCUCACUGACCCUCUGUCCACAACAUGCUGAUUGUUUCUGUCUCUGACUGUCUGCUGACUCGCAUCGGCUUCAGCGUUGGUUCAGCCUGACGGUUCUGUGUUUUCAGUUAAACACUUCCUUGCUUCUCCUUCCUUGUUGGCGGCUUGUUUUCUCUUCAUUCAUUCAUUAAUCUGAUUUAAAAAGCUUUUAAAAGCAUGAAAACAUAUGAAUCAGAUUCAUCAGCUGUUUAAAAUUACCUCUCCAAAUUCAAUUGUGAAUCCCAGGAAGUAGACGGUGCCCGCCUGAGAAUCACAGCUGCUCAUAAGUUAGGCACUUUUUAAAAUCAGGUUAAUAAAAUCUAAAAAUAUGUCAGCAAAAGGCGAGGACAGAGGAGGUUAGGGAAUGACUCGGAGGACAGUUCAGUUCAAGCAGCUGCUCCUCUCCAUUAGUCUUUCCAGGACUUUUUAAAGGACGAAUCAUGAUUCGUUUACAGAUUCUCACAGGACUCCUCAUCUGUCUUCCUUUAGCAGCCUGUUUGAGGUGCUACACGUGUGUGUUUCCGGCCAUCUCUCCCAUGGAUUGUUUGAAGUUUCCUCUGGAGUGUCCUGCUGGGCAGCGCUGCCUCUCCAGUGAGGCCACAGGAAGACGAGGCGUCAUCCAGAUGACGAUCUACGAGAAAAGCUGUGCCGUUCCCGCUCAGUGUGGCCUGAGUGGACAGAAAUACACCUCCGGCGUCUACUUUAACUACACCAACGACUGCUGCGACACGGACCUCUGUAACGGAGCCGCACGGGCCGGCCGAGGGGCGGCGGCGCUCUGCCUGCUGCCCGUCUUCUCGCUCCUCAUGGCCUGAGGCGAGGGACAGAAAAAGACCAUCAGGAGACGAACAACUGCUGCACAACAUGAAUGAAUGAAUACAUGAACCACACGUGACAGGAGGGUGAUGUCAUUAAACAUCUGCAGAGGAAGAAAUAAAAAGAACGGCUCUUAAACGGCACGACUCCUGUUCAUCUUAAAGAGUCGUUCAAAAGAUUCAGAUCGUCUGUGAACGUCACAUUUUUACUUACAGGAAAGAAAUGUCUUGAUUUUAAACUUUUUUUAUUUACACACAAGCAAUCUUCUUAAGGCUCUAAAUUAAAAAAAUAUCAGGGUACAGGUUAGGGAACUUCGUGCUCAAAACCUUUUUUCAAUUUUUUUUUCUCUUGAAUCCUAUUUUUACGUGCAGUUGAUUGAAUAAUCUUUGUUUUAACACUUGAGUUGUCUGAUGAGUUUCAUUUCUCUCCUCAGUGACAUCUGUAUGUGCAGGGUUCCUACAGCAGGGUUUUAAUACAACUUAAUAUAAAAUUUAAGACUAACUUCCCAAAAAAUAAAACCAUUUUAUCCAAAUGUUUAACACAUUAGUUGCAAGACAUUAAUUUAAAAAUAAUAAAAAAUGUUACCAAUUUAAUGUUUGAGAUAAGUUCCAAUCAUUACACUUAUAAUAUAAAUAUAUAAAGAAUUCAUUUAAGACAUUUUAAGGCUAAUUAAGGCUGAUUGAUGAAUUCAGUGCUUUUUAAGUAUCUGCAGGAACCCUGAUGUGAAUAAAACCUUAGAUGAAAUUUAAAAAAAUACAUUUCCAGACUCAUUUUUAUUCAAAUGUUUUAUUUAGACAAUAAAGAAGUACAUAUAAGAUCUUUUUUGAGUCAGAUUGAUUGUCUUCAGAGAUUAUUUAAAUCAGUCUGAUCCUGUGGGACUUUUUAACUACAUUUUAACAAAUUUUAACAAAUUACAAAGCAAAACAUCAGUAACAGAAGAUGUGACAAACAUCUAUAAGUGAAAAAACUAACAGUUUCCAUUCAUUUAACUAAUUAAAAUUAAUCAUUUUGUAAGUUUUUCCACAUUAUAUAAUAAAAUAAAAUAUUUUAGACUUGAUCCCUUUAAACACAAAUUCAUUAAAUCCACAUCAAUUCAAGUAUAUUAGUAUUUAAACACCGGUAAGUUUAAGAAAGCGCUCAGUGAAGUCUAAAAAAGUUCACAAAAUAUAUUUUUAUGAAUCUGAAGUGCACUUCGGUUUGUUUUUUUGUCAUAAAAUCUCUUUUACACUUGGAAAUGCUGAAAAUGCUCCUGCUGGACGGUUACUUAAAGGAAGGUCAGAAGCUUGAUGGACGUCUGAUUUAAAUUUAACGUGUUAAACAUAUUGAAACAUCUGCUGAUAUUUCAGCUGGUGAGCCAAACUUGAUCUAAAAACGAACCGUUAAUUUGAACCUUCCUGCUUUUAAAUAAAAAUGUAUUAAAAAUAGCUKAAAUCUGACGCAUUGGAAAUGUUUUCAGUUAGGUCAGCGCAGUUAGAGAGCACUAAGAAACAGGCCACAAAACAUUUACUCGUAAUAUAAAACGCUAACAUAAAGCAAAUAUAAAAAUAUUUCCAGUAUAAAAAUGCCUUCAUUAAACUUCCUGCUGUU
Austrofundulus limnaeus is the source of this 2992-nucleotide messenger RNA. RefSeq names its product ly6 domain containing, pigment cell (gene lypc). The transcript is spliced from 3 exons. The coding region runs from base 1030 to 1404 and encodes 124 amino acids. The record is from RefSeq and is a predicted model, not a curated record. Lineage: Eukaryota; Metazoa; Chordata; Actinopteri; Cyprinodontiformes; Rivulidae.